CAGCAGUUACGCGUGGACAUGCGGAAGUGAACGCCAGCAGCCAGAGUUCCUGUUGGAGCAGUGAGCCGAGGGAUGUUGAACAUGUGAGGGGGAAUACUGCCUUUCAACCCGGGACACAACAUGUUCUGCAGGACCGCCGAGGAAAGUUUUGAGCUGUCGGACAGACAAAAGGAGGGUUACAGCACUGAGCCUUUACUUCCUUCAUUGCCCACCCAGAAGACAUAUGACUAUGUACUGGUGGCCCAUCAGGUGGAUGAUGAAAGGGACCAGAAGGCUCAGAGACAGAGAGCCUUCAUCCAGAAGCUAGAAGAGAAAAACAUCACAGUUAAAAGGAUUGAACAUGAUGACAAAGUGUUUUUUGGCAUCCGUGCUCCCAAUGAGAUGUUCAAAGACUACCAGUACCUGCUCAAAGUCUCUGACUCCUGCAACUGGUGUGGAGAUGUAAGGGGCUCUGUCACCCAGGCUACCAGGAUCCGAAUUGUCCAUUUCAUCCUUCAUCAGACCUUCAUCAACACAGGAGAAAACCUGGAGGAACUGAUAAAGAAGGGUGUGUUUGAAACCAUGUUCUGCCUCCAUGAAAGAAAGAAGCAGAAGCAGCUGAAGAAGAAGUGGGCUCGAUGGUCGGGUCUGUUUACAGGACAACCAGUCAACGAUGUCAAGAAUUACUUCGGAGAGAAAGUGGCUUUGUACUACCUGUGGCUGGGCUGGUAUACCAAACUGCUGGUCCCGGCCGCUGCUCUGGGCGUGGUCGUUUUCCUUUAUGGACUUGCCUUUUUCAACUCCAACCCUCUAAUUAAGGAAGUGUGUCAGUCCAGCAUCAUUAUGUGUCCUCGCUGUGAUAAGAGGUGUGUCGUGUGGCAGCUGUCAGACACCUGCACCUACGCUAAGGUCAGCCACCUGUUUGACAAUGAAGGAACUGUGGCUUUUGCUAUGUGCAUGGCAAUCUGGGCCACUCUGUUCCUAGAGCUGUGGAAGAGACACCGAGCCAGACAUGUUUCUCAGUGGAAGGUCUAUGACUGGUGUGAGGAGGAGGAAGAACUCAUUCUUGAAAUAGUCAAUGACCCAAACUGUAAACCCAAUCAGUUCAGACACUCCUACCUGCGCAGCACCUUGGUCCUCUUCUUGGUUACUGUCAUGCUCAUGCUGAUCAUCGGCCUGGCUCAUGCCCUGGUGGUGUUUCGAGUGGUGGCUGCACCCUUAAUGUCUGAGGGCAGCUGGGAGUUCAUCAGGGAUCAUGCCAACACUGUGGCUGUGAUGCUGGGAGCUGUGCUGCACUACCUCACCAUUCAGAUAAUGACCCGGGUAAACAGAUGGGUGUCCCUUAAGCUCUGUGACAUAGAGAAGACCAACUCGUUUGCUGCCACAGAGAGGAACUUCACAGUGAAGAUGUUCACCUUCCAGUUCUUCACUCUCUUCUCAUCGCUCUUCUACGUGGCCUUCUUCCUGGGCAGGAUUAACGGCCAUCCAGGGAACUAUGUCCGUAUCGCUGGAUGGAGACUGGAGGAGUGCCAUCCUAGCGGUUGUUUGACAGACCUCUUCAUCCAGAUGGCUGUUAUCAUGCUGCUCAAACAGACUCUCAACAACAUUUUUGAGUUCAUUGUGCCUUGGUUAAAGAGCUGUCUGAGAAGAAAAACAGCAAAGAAGCUGGAGAGGAAGUGUGGUCACUGUUACAGGAAGUCCUGCCGUGACGAACAGGGACGCAUUGAACCAUGUGACGUCUGCAAACUUCGCCACUGGCUGUCUAAUUAUCACCUGGCCCACACGGAUGCCUUCAGUCUGUUCAAUGAGUUCCUGGAGAUGGUGGUCCAGUUCAGUUUCACCACCAUAUUCGUGGCAGCGUUCCCCCUGGCCCCCCUGCUUGCUCUCAUCAAUAACAUUUUCGAGAUCCGUCUUGACGCCAUCAAAAUGGUCCGCCUGGAGCGCCGGCUGGUCCCUAGAAAGACCAACGACAUUGGUGUGUGGACAAAGGUGUUGGAGGUCAUUGGUGUGUUAGCAGUGAUUGCUAAUGGUUUAGUUAUUGGAGUCUCCUCAGACUUCAUUCCACGCCUUGUUUACCGUUAUCGUUAUGGCCCCUGUGCUAAUGGAAGCACUUCCACACACUGCAUGCAGGGCUACAUAAAUGACACUCUCUCCACGGCUUUUGUAAGACACCAGGCAGUUAGAACUGACUUUAUUCCAGAUCAGAUGAUCACAGACGGCUUCAACGUCACACAGUGCAGCUACAGAGACUACAGGAGUGAUGAAGACUACACUCUGACUUCUCAGUUCUGGUUGGUUUUGGCUGUGCGUUUUGCCUUCGUCAUCCUGUUUGAGCAUGUUGUGGUGGUGUGUAAGUUCAUUGCUGCCUGGUUCGUUCCCAACAACCCCAUUCAGGUGAAGAAUGAUCGGCUGCACGACAAACUGGCCCGUCUGAAAGAGGAGCUACGUGAAAGCAAGCGCAGCAAAACGACAGAUGUCUGACCUGCAGCAGCUGAGUCCGCACUGCUUCCAGUAUCAUAGGAAACGUGAUACUCGUGCUAAGAUUUCACUACACAACCAUCACACUACACACAACUGUCAUGUGAUGUUUUUUAUGUGUGUAAGAAAGUAAAUGUAUUGUCAUUUUAUUUUGUUCAUUAAUUGUUGUUGUUUCAAGAAGAAUGUCUUCCGUAGGGAAAACCUACACUUCAUACAUGGACUGCCAGACAGAACACAGGUUUCAUGAAAAAUGCACUGAAUGAACAGUCAUCCUAAAGCAUUUAUUAUACUAAUAAAUAAUGUAUUGUUUUAUCAUGAGAAAAAACUUGAAAUCUUUUUCAGACGGAAACCGUUGAAAAAAUGAAAUGCAAUGUGUUUUGUACUGUAAACCUAGUGUACAUGCUCCCGUGUAAUUCUGUGUGAUGGCGAAGCCACACAGUAUAGUAUUCGACAUACUUAUCUCAUCUUAUUCUCCUUCUUUCGCCACAAAUGUUGUCAUGCUACUCGCCCGGACAGCCCCGGCCCAAUUUAACCACUGGGUAUUUGUGAGGGAGCUCCAACAUGGCUGAAGCUCACCAAAGUUUAAUAUAUUUCAUAGUUCAACGUUUUGUCAAUUGUUUGGUUUAUUGGUCGAAUACUGGUUUCUAAUGGUUUCUGAGGAGUUUUACUGGAAUGAAAGAGCACAAAGCAGCAUACUACAUUAAACCUGACCUUGACAGAGAGGUUGAAGUUCAUGUGGA
Messenger RNA from Trematomus bernacchii (emerald rockcod), 3197 nucleotides. RefSeq names its product anoctamin-9-like. The record is from RefSeq and is a predicted model, not a curated record. Gene Ontology annotation, biological process: chloride transmembrane transport. The coding region runs from base 121 to 2460 and encodes 779 amino acids. The transcript is spliced from 24 exons. Lineage: Eukaryota; Metazoa; Chordata; Actinopteri; Perciformes; Nototheniidae. Gene Ontology annotation, molecular function: protein dimerization activity; chloride channel activity. Gene Ontology annotation, cellular component: plasma membrane.